UUAUAAAUCAUCUUUUUGUGCAAAAAGUGCACCAGUAGCAGCUUCUAGAGAUGUUGGUAUACAUUCUAAGAAGCCCUGCAGGGAAUUAAUUCCUGUUACGUAUCAGCCUGAGGGUGAGUGAAUCAUAUCCACUCUAUUUUUAAAUCUAUAACAAAUACGAGACAGAGGAUAUUAAUAACACAGGAUGUUAAGAGUUGGCUAUUAUGGGAGCUGGGGACAUCUAACACAUACAUUCUCCCAUAUAGAUAAAGCUUAAGUCAACUUGAAUUAUGGUAACUGGAUUUUGUUUGCUGGAAAUAUCUUCCUGUUUUUGCUUUUACUGAAGCACAGAAAGCAGCUCCUUCUUUCACUUUCUUUUUUCUUUCCAGGGGAGGGCCAGAUCUUGCAGAAGGAGGAUGUGCUCUGUGUCCCUUCUCUAACCGCUCUUACCAGAACUGUUUUGCUUUCUCCUCUCUUGUCAACAAGGAAAAGUGCAGCAAAAAACCCAUAUGAAAGGAAAGGGUGUGUCCUGGCUAAACUCAGGAGGCUCAACUACCUGUAGAGUAGUGAUUUCUUUGAUUACAAAACCCAGCUGGCCUUGUACUGCCUGAGAACCACUUUGCUUUAGGAUCUCCUGGAAAUCAGAUAAUACCAUGGACAAGAACUACGGAUGUCUGACAGACGAUGAUUUUUUUGCCCGACUGAAGCAAUAUGGCCUCCCACAUGGACCCAUAGUUGGAACAACUCGGAAACUGUAUGAAAAGAAACUAUAUGAAUAUGAGAGAAGACUGGGACAACAGCAGCCUCUAUCAGGAAGUCCAACAAUCUGCACAAGUAGCAUUGUGGACAAGUCCAAACUACAGAUGACAAAUGAUGAAAUCUUUGCCCUUUUGAAGAAAUAUGGACUGAAACAUGGACCUGUUGUUGCAUCGACCCGGAAACUCUAUGAGAAGAAAAUCCAAGAAUAUGAGAACAAGCUGAAGCAGCAGGGCUUUGGAGUAGGUGCCCCAACAGCUAGGCUCUGUCAAAGAAAUAGCUCUGUCAAAGACAUAUAUCCCAUGUCUACACAUAUUUCUACUUACACAUAUUCAAGUCCCAUCGAAACCAUCACCUCAGAGGCCUACAGGAAUUCUGGAACUACAGAAAACCACAGCUCACAGCAAACAGAAGCAUGGACAGAAGAACACAACAGAAGCUUCUCUGUCCUAACUCCACAGAUCUUUCCAAAUCGCCCCAUUGUCAAGGAGAUGCCAGUGAAAAGCUCGGACAUUUCAGGUGUUCAAAGGAAAGCAUCAGAACCUGGUAGCAUUGUGGACAAGUCCAAACUACAGAUGACAAAUGAUGAGAUCUUUGCCCUUUUGAAGAAAUAUGGACUGAAACAUGGACCUGUUGUUGCAUCAACCAGGAAACUCUAUGAGAAGAAAAUCCAAGAAUAUGAGAACAAGCUGAAGCAGCAGGGCUUUGCAGUAGGUGCCCCAACAGUUGAGCCAAGUGAGAAGAAAAUGGCAAAAUCCAGAAGAAAUAGCUCUGUAAUCUGA
Molecule: messenger RNA, 1517 nt
Organism: Anolis carolinensis (green anole)
Lineage: Eukaryota; Metazoa; Chordata; Lepidosauria; Squamata; Anolidae
Product: lamina-associated polypeptide 2, isoforms beta/gamma
Exons: 8
Coding region: 633-1517 (294 amino acids)
Biological process (GO): negative regulation of canonical Wnt signaling pathway
Cellular component (GO): spindle; nuclear inner membrane; nuclear envelope
Molecular function (GO): cadherin binding; actin binding; beta-tubulin binding
Source: RefSeq, a predicted model, not a curated record